AUGCCAUUAAUAAAAAGGAACAUUGAACCUUGGCACCUUUGCCAAGGAGCUCUACCUGAAGGAAUUACUAGUGAAUUGGAAUGUGUAACCAAUAGUACCCUUGCUGCUAUCAUACGUCAACUAAGCAGCUUGAGCAAACAUGCUGAAGACGUAUUUGGUGAGUUGUUUAAUGAAGCCAACAGCUUCUACAUCAGGGCAAAUUCCCUUCAAGACAGAAUUGACCGUCUGUCUGUCAAAGUUACUCAGCUGGAUUCAACUGUGGAAGAAGUCUCAUUGCAAGAUAUUAAUAUGAAGAAAGCAUUCAAAAGUUCUACAAUACAGGAUCAACAGGUUGUUUCAAAGAGCAGCAUUCCCAACCCUGUAGCUGAUAUUUAUAAUCAGAGUGACAAGCCACCUCCACUGAAUAUUCUUUCUUCAUACAGAGAUGAUAAAAAAGAUGGAUUAAAAUUUUAUACGGAUCCUUCUUACUUUUUUGACCUCUGGAAAGAAAAAAUGUUACAAGAUACAGAGCAUAAGCGAAAAGAGAAGAGACGACAGAAGGAUCAAAAGCGUAUAGAUGGCACAACUCGUGAGGUGAAAAAGGUUAGAAAAGCAAGGAACAGGCGCCAAGAGUGGAAUAUGAUGGCCUUUGACAAAGAACUUAGACCAGACAACAGGUUGUCUCAAAAUGUUUACCCUGGAGCAUCUUCCGAGGGGUCUCUGUCCCCUGAUACUAGAUCCCAUGCCUCGAAUGUUACCAGUUACUCAUAUCCUGCUACUCCAAAUCAUUCACUCCAUCAUCAACCUUGCCACAUCCCUUCGUGUGGAACAGGAGAUGGAUCUCAGUUUAUGCUUGCAAAACAGGCUCUUGAACAUGAAUAUAGCUUAUCUUCUACAACAGUGCAACAUGCUACUUUGAACAGACCUCAAGAGCCACCCCCACCCCCACCCAAAGCCAUAGAUGGUGCUCUGGGCACUGUUGCGUUGAUAUCAGCAGAUUAUGGGAUGCUUGCAGCUCAAAUGGUGGAUUAUUACAAUCCUUCAGGACCCCCUCCCCCUCCACUUAUGAUUCCAUCUGCACAGACUGCUUUUGUUAGUCCUCUCCAAAUCCCUGUGCUACCUGCCCAUUCUGGACUAGUGGCUGGUACUCUAUAUUCUGGUGCUCUUCAUCUUCCUCCUACUGGGCAUGUUGUUACAGCUCCUCCCCCUCCUGGCCCGCCUCCGCUUCCUCCAGGCCCCCUUGCUGCAGGAUCCUCUCUCUCAUCCUCCCCAUUGCACACUCCUGCAGUGGCUGAGGUUAAAAGGCAGGAGUCUGUCCAGUCACCCAUCAGUGGUGCUCGAAGUGAUCUUCUGGCUGCUAUUCGGAUGGGAAUCCAGUUGAAAAAAGUACAAGAGCAGCGUGAACAGGAGGCCAAGCGCGAGCCAGUUGGAAAUGAUGUGGCCACAAUUCUUUCUCGGCGUAUUGCUGUGGAAUACAGCGAUUCGGACGAUGAGUCGGAAUGUGAUGAAAAUGACUGGUCAGACUGAAAACUGGGAGUGCACUACCAAAGUAUUCAAUGAAUUGGCUUAGGAAAUCAUUUAUAGUAUACUAUGGCAGUACUGGUAUAUGAAAGAGCAAGUAGUAUAACUUGGUGAUAUUCAGAAUUAUAUAAUUUGGUUACUUAAGAUCAUAGUGUUUCUGCAGACUAGAAAACAGACUUU
Molecule: messenger RNA, 1680 nt
Organism: Candoia aspera
Lineage: Eukaryota; Metazoa; Chordata; Lepidosauria; Squamata; Candoiidae
Gene: WASF3
Product: WASP family member 3
Exons: 8
Coding region: 1-1506 (501 amino acids)
Biological process (GO): positive regulation of Arp2/3 complex-mediated actin nucleation; actin cytoskeleton organization
Cellular component (GO): SCAR complex; cytoskeleton; lamellipodium
Molecular function (GO): protein kinase A regulatory subunit binding; actin binding; Arp2/3 complex binding
Source: RefSeq, a predicted model, not a curated record